This is a messenger RNA of Odobenus rosmarus divergens (Pacific walrus), 1098 nucleotides long. RefSeq names its product protein kinase, X-linked (gene PRKX). Gene Ontology annotation, biological process: protein phosphorylation. The coding region runs from base 13 to 1098 and encodes 361 amino acids. Lineage: Eukaryota; Metazoa; Chordata; Mammalia; Carnivora; Odobenidae. The record is from RefSeq and is a predicted model, not a curated record. The transcript is spliced from 8 exons. Gene Ontology annotation, molecular function: protein serine/threonine kinase activity; ATP binding.
GAGCGCGCGCCCAUGGAGGCGCCCGGGCUGGCCAAGGCGGCCAAGGCGGCCGCGACGGACCCCGAGCCUCGGGAGAGCCGUGGGGAGACCCCCGACGGGGCGCCCGCGCUCUGCCCCAGCCCCGAGGCGCCCUCGCCCGAGCCGCCAGCCUACCGCUUGCAGGACUUCGACACGCUGGCCACCGUGGGCACCGGGACGUUCGGACGGGUGCAGCUGGUCAAGGACAAGGCGGCCAAGCAUUUCUUUGCCCUGAAGGUGAUGAGCAUCCCCGAUGUCAUCCGCCUAAAGCAGGAACAGCAUGUACACAAUGAGAAGUCGGUGCUGAAGGAAGUCAGCCACCCAUUCCUGGUCAAGCUGUUCUGGACGUGUCACGACGAGCGCUUCCUCUACAUGCUGAUGGAGUUCGUGCCGGGCGGCGAGCUGUUCAGCUACCUGCGCAACCGGGGCCGCUUCUCCAGCACCACGGGGCUGUUCUACUCUGCGGAGAUCGUCUGCGCCAUCGAGUACCUGCACUCCAAGGAGAUUGUCUACAGGGACUUGAAGCCGGAAAACAUACUGCUGGACCGGGAGGGUCACAUCAAGCUCACCGACUUCGGCUUCGCCAAGAAGCUGGUGGACAAGACGUGGACCCUUUGUGGAACACCCGAGUACCUGGCCCCUGAAGUUAUCCAGAGCAAAGGCCACGGGAGAGCCGUGGACUGGUGGGCGCUCGGCAUCCUGAUAUUUGAGAUGCACUCGGGGUUUCCUCCGUUUUUUGAUGACAACCCAUUUGGCAUUUAUCAAAAAAUCCUUGCAGGCAAAAUAGAUUUCCCCAGACAUUUGGAUUUCAGUGUAAAAGACCUCAUUAGGAAAUUGCUUGUUGUUGACAGAACCAGACGCCUCGGAAACAUGAAGAAUGGAGCGGAUGACGUGAAGCGACACCGGUGGUUCCGAACUGUGGAUUGGGAGGCGGUCCCACAAAGGAAACUGAAGCCCCCCAUCGUGCCCAAGCUAUGCGGUGAGGGCGAUACCUCCAACUUUGAAGCGUAUCCCGAGAAUGACUGGAAUACGGCCCCUCCAGUGUCACCGAAAGAUUUGGAAGUCUUCAAGAAUUUCUGA